Molecule: messenger RNA, 3090 nt
Organism: Dreissena polymorpha
Lineage: Eukaryota; Metazoa; Mollusca; Bivalvia; Myida; Dreissenidae
Product: heat shock 70 kDa protein 12A-like
Exons: 9
Coding region: 773-2527 (584 amino acids)
Molecular function (GO): ATP-dependent protein folding chaperone; ATP binding
Source: RefSeq, a predicted model, not a curated record
GCAUUCAACAAACGUGUAUAAUGUUGCUUAACGCACGAAGCGUAUAUUGACCACAUCUAGAGUCCGUGCUUUACGAAAUAUGAUAUUAUUUAAGUUAUCGGUUCAGUGAUUUAUAUUGAUUAUUUCUAUACUUAUCGACAUUUACCACAAGGCAAAACGAUUGCUCUGUUCGUGUACUGUAAUCGGGUUAAAUGUACCACGUAAGUGAUAUUUAUUUAAAGCAUUGGUCUGAUAUUAAGUGUAUUAUAAAUACACCGGAUAUCAGUAAACCUGUGAACCUGUGAAAGCAUAUUUAUUUUCUCAGCCAUCGGAUAACAUGAUAGUUUUAUUGUUUUUAAGUUGAUUCUUUAAAUAUGAUGAAAUAGUCAUUAUCAAAGUAGAGUAAUAUCUGGCUUAUAAAGACUAUAUGUCGAGGAAGUUUCCACUGCUUUCGAUUUGAAAAGGAAAGUAGUGUCGCAAAUUUUUGUCAUUUAAACUGUAUAACUGGGUGGAUAAAAUGACGUUGAACAAAUCAUUCUCAAUGAGUUUAACAAAUGGCAACCGUAAACGUGUAAAUAAAACUGAACAAUAACAGAACAGGUACAGGCAUAUACAGUAAUCAUUUAUAUAUAAGAUUAAAAGGUCGUUUAAGGAAGUAAAAAUAAACAGAUAAGCCUAACCGACGUCAGCAUGUGGAUUGAGUAAUAUCAAACCUUUAAUACAACAUUCAAGUUUACGCACUGUUCGGGUUGUUAAAUACGGACUGAAAUCCGCCGAUAUUAAGUUUUAGAAUAUGAGUGAACAUCUUAUUGUGGUUGCGAUCGACUUUGGUACGACGUACAGUGGGUACGCGUUUCAGUUCCGGCAUGAAUACAAAGACGAGGACCCUACGACUAUUUGCGCCCCUCAGUCAUGGAGCGACGGCAAGGGGAGGGUUUCUUCUAUGAAAACACCAACCUGUCUACUACUAGAUAACGAUGGCAACAUCGACAGCUUCGGGUUUGAGGCAGAAAGAAAGUACAGCGAGAUAUGUGAAGAUCAUGAGGAAAAUAACUGGUUCUACUUCCGGAGAUUUAAAAUGAGGCUACACAAUGCGCAGGACAUGUCUCUGCGUACUUUGAUAAAAGGCGAAAACAAACGCGAACUUCCGGCACUGGAAAUUUUCUCCAAGUCAAUACAGUGUCUCAAACAGAAACUCAUCGAAGACCUGAACAGAAAAGCAGAACUGCUUAAGCCCGAGGAUAUUUUCUACGUCCUUACCGUGCCGGCAAUAUGGAAUGACAACGCAAAAACAUUCAUGCGACAGGCUGCUGUUAAGGCCGGGAUCCAGUCCAGCCAGCUGGCGGUGUCGCUGGAGCCCGAGUGUGCGUCCCUAUACAGCCAGUACCUUCCACUGACUCGCUUCAGCAGUAAGGACGGCGCCGUGCAGUGUAGCAUAACAAGGCCGGGCACCGUCUACAUGAUCGUGGACCUCGGGGGUGGAACUGCGGACAUCACCGUACACGAGAAGCUGGAAGGCGGGCGUCUGCGAGAGGUGCACCAAGCCACGGGCGGCCCUUGGGGUGGUGCGAUGGUGGAUGCAAAAUUCAUAGCUAUGAUGGGCAAUAUCGUAAAUGCGCUCGUAUUUUCGGAAUUCAUGAAUAAUAAUUCCGGCGACUACCUGGAUAUGAUGAGAGACUUCGAGACUCUGAAGAGGAAGGUAUGCAUGGCGCUGGACAUGCCCCUCACCUUGAAAAUCCCGGUGACCUUGAAUGAAAUGUGCCGGAACAUGCGUAACCAGUCGUUCCGAGAGUGUUGUGAACAAAGUACUGAGGCGGGACAUGUAACGUCAAAAAUGGACAAACUUAAGAUAAGCGCGGACAGAGCGAAACAAUUGUUCCAGGACGUUGCCGACAAGCUGGUUCCCACGCUGGACGAGUGCAUCAAGACGGUGGGGAGCCGGAAGUCGGACACCUCCAAGAUCUCGCUCAUCCUCAUGGUUGGGGGCUUCUCAGAGUCCAAGUACAUGCAGGAGGUCGUCCAGCAAAGGUAUGACGGCCGGGACGGCCUCCGCGUGCUGAUACCGGAAGAGGCAGGGCUUUCCGUGCUGAAAGGGGCCGUCAUAUUUGGUCGCAAACCAGAAAGUAUCACAUCUAGAGUUUUGCGUUACACAUACGGGGCGGAGGUGACGCCGCCAUUCGAUCCGAAAAUUCACGACGAAAUCAAGCGCACCAAGGACGGAAAGCGCUGCAAUAACGUCUUCAAGCCGUUCAUGGAGCGCGGUAAAGAAAUGCAGCAAGGCCACAAACUGGAAACCAUCUACCACACUACCGCUCCGCACCAGAAAACGAUCAAACUGAGGAUAUUCGCGGCGGAAAAGGAAGUCAAGUAUACUACGGACGAAGGCUGUACUUUCGUUGGGACUAUGACCAUGACGUUAAACACACCGCGCGCGGAAUUGCAGGACCUUGCAGUGACUUACAUUUUUGGCGGGACGGAAAUCAAGGUGAUUGGUGAGGAAGUGCUCACAAAAUACCAGUGCGAGACGGUGAUCGCGAUGAACGAGUGAGGGUUGGGGUUUUGUCGUUACCAUGGUUACCUUAUGGACUAGAUAACGUCAGAACUCAACUUAUCUGCAUGGCGUGUCAUUCUUUUGAUUUAAAACUCAACCCAACCAGAAUUUUAAUAUGGAAUAAUCUUACUUGUGCGGAUAAGCUAUUGCUAAUUCGAGUGUAUUUAUUUACGGACAAGACAGGUUGAUGGUGAUGCAAAUCCUAGCACCAAUUUAGGAAAGUAGUUGCCCUUGAUAACAUAGUUUCUACUAUUAUCGCACUCUGCGCAUUAAUGUGUCGUUGUUUUGUAUAGGAGAUAUCCUUUUCUUACAUAAUCAACGGGUUUGUUUGUGUGUGCGUUAUUUAGUUAAAUCUUGUAUGUAUCUGCUCGAUAGUUUAGUUGGAAUUUUAUCACACGGUAUUAUUGUCUGGACAUAUUUAAUUGUUUCGUUUAUAUGUGUCCGAAUAUUUUUCCGCUGUGAGCGGUAUAUUGUUGUUUUUUAACACGUAUGUUUGUAUUUGAUUACAUAGAAAAUAUAUUCAUGAUGAAAAUAUGCCGAUAAACCCUGUAUACAUAAUG